GCCCCUCCUCUUCAGUAUACUCCCCUAUUCUAUAUUAAACAUAUACAUUCUGAAAGCACCUCCCAGUGACCCGAGACCAUGGCACUGGACUCCAGGCCUCAUGCUGUCAAGAGGGCUCUUUGGGGGGUGGGAAGAUCAGCAGCUGCCUGUCACCCGUUUGCAUUCCUGCCAUCUUUGAGGGCAGAAGAAAGAGAACACUGAACGCAAAGCUGAGAUGGAGCCCAGGCUGGUUCUUGGGGUCUCCUGGGCACUAGUGGGUGGGUCAGUUGUGUCAGCCAGCCCAGCACCUCUGUCGUUUAGCUAACAUUUUAUGUACAUGCCUUUCACCUCCUUUGCACUCAUGUUCAGAUAUGUAUAUCAUUAUGUUCUUAGUUUGCACGAAUGUAGUCACAGCGAUCCAGUUUCUUAAAAAUGCAUCUCAGUAGAAUAGGUCAACGCAUCAUUUUUACUUUUUGAGACUCUAGGUCAGGCUUGACCCCACAGCAAUCCUCCUGCCUCAGCCUCCUGAGUGCUGGAAUUACAGACAUGAACCACCAUGUCUGACUUGACUACUUUUUAAUAUUUAUAUAGUGUUUGAAGAUAUAAGCGGUCUACGGCUGUACCACGCUGAAUGUGCUCCAGCUUGCCUGAAGGGAUUCAACUGCUGCCUGAGUCACAGCUACCCUUAUGACAUCAUGGGACACUCUCCUCUGCUCUCUGCUCAUGCCAGCACUGGAGCAGCACAGACCUGAGGGGAUUUGAACCAUCUACACCCAAUCCAUGUGUGAACAAUGUCCCAAGAGAACCAGAAACUCCCUGAAGAGACGCCAGUGGUGAAGAUCCAAGCUUGGUGGCGCGGCACUCUGGUCCGUCGGGUGCUCUUGCACGCGGCCCUCCGAGCCUGGAUCAUCCAGUGCUGGUGGCGGCUGUUACUGCCGAGGAUUUUGGAGAAGAGGCGGCAGGCCAUACUGGACACCUUCCAGCAGGAGCAGUGGGCAGUGGUCAGGCUGCAGUCCUGGGUCCGCAUGUGGCGGAUCCGCAGGCGCUACCGCCAGAUGCUUAAGGCUGUCCGAAUCAUCCAGACCCACUGGAGGGGCCAUGCUUGCACUUCGCGGGGCGUCAUCAAGGGCCAGUACCGAAUUUCGGCCAGCCAGCUGCAUCUUGAGCUGGAGAUCUUGCUGGGCUCCGGGCCUUGUAUUGUAACUGAAUGUAUCCCCCUCCCAAUAAAGCAGUGAGGCGGUCC
This is a messenger RNA of Meriones unguiculatus (Mongolian gerbil), 1222 nucleotides long. It is a transcript of the gene Iqcf1, whose product is annotated as IQ motif containing F1. Gene Ontology annotation, biological process: positive regulation of acrosome reaction. The record is from RefSeq and is a predicted model, not a curated record. Bases 771 to 1214 code for a protein of 147 amino acids. Gene Ontology annotation, molecular function: calmodulin binding. The transcript has 3 exons. NCBI's taxonomy places the organism in Eukaryota, Metazoa, Chordata, Mammalia, Rodentia, Muridae. Gene Ontology annotation, cellular component: acrosomal vesicle.